Molecule: messenger RNA, 1341 nt
Organism: Neomonachus schauinslandi (Hawaiian monk seal)
Lineage: Eukaryota; Metazoa; Chordata; Mammalia; Carnivora; Phocidae
Gene: LPAR4
Product: lysophosphatidic acid receptor 4
Exons: 1
Coding region: 1-1113 (370 amino acids)
Biological process (GO): phospholipase C-activating G protein-coupled receptor signaling pathway; positive regulation of Rho protein signal transduction
Cellular component (GO): membrane
Molecular function (GO): lysophosphatidic acid receptor activity
Source: RefSeq, a predicted model, not a curated record
AUGGGUGACAGAAGAUUCAUUGACUUUCAAUUUCAAGAUUUAAAUUCAAGCUUCAGACCCAGGUUAGGCAAUGCUACUGCCAAUAAUACUUGCAUUGUUGAUGAUUCCUUCAAGUAUAAUCUAAAUGGUGCUGUCUACAGUGUUGUAUUCAUCCUGGGUCUGAUAACCAACAGUGCCUCUCUGUUUGUCUUCUGCUUCCGCAUGAAAAUGAGAAGUGAGACUGCUAUUUUCAUCACCAAUCUGGCCCUUUCUGAUUUGCUCUUUGUCUGCACUCUACCUUUCAAAAUAUUUUACAAUUUCAACCGUCACUGGCCUUUUGGUGACACCCUUUGCAAGAUCUCUGGGACUGCAUUCCUCACCAACAUCUAUGGGAGCAUGCUAUUCCUCACCUGUAUUAGCGUGGAUCGUUUCCUGGCCAUUGUUUAUCCCUUCCGAUCUCGUACCAUUAGGACAAGGAGGAAUUCUGCCAUUGUAUGUGCUGGAGUCUGGAUCCUAGUCCUUAGUGGUGGUAUUUCAGCUUCUUUGUUCUCCACCACUAAUGUCAACAAUGCAACCACCACCUGCUUUGAGGGCUUCUCCAAACGUGUCUGGAAGACUUAUCUGUCCAAGAUCACCAUAUUUAUUGAAGUUGUUGGUUUCAUCAUUCCUCUGAUAUUGAAUGUCUCUUGCUCUUCUGUGGUGCUAAGAACCCUUCGCAAGCCUGCUACACUGUCUCAAAUCGGGACCAAUAAGAAAAAAGUGCUGAAGAUGAUCACAGUGCAUAUGGCAGUCUUUAUGGUAUGCUUUGUACCCUAUAACUCUGUCCUCUUCCUGUAUGCUCUAGUGCGCUCCCAAGCCAUUACUAAUUGCUUGUUGGAAAGAUUUGCAAAGAUUAUGUACCCAAUCACCUUGUGCCUUGCAACUCUGAACUGUUGCUUUGACCCUUUUAUCUAUUACUUCACCCUUGAGUCUUUUCAGAAGUCCUUCUACAUCAAUACCCAUAUCAAGAUGGAGUCCCUGUUUAAGACUGAAACACCUCUAACCACAAAGCCUUCCCUUCCAGCUAUACAAGAAGAGAUUAGUGAUCAAACAACACAUAAUGGUGGUGAACUGAUGUUAGAAUCCACCUUUUAGGUAAUGAGAACUGUCUUUAGGUCCAGAUAUGGUCUUUCUUAUGAUUUUUCCUAUGCUAUGAACAAGACAGUUUGAAGCUAAUGAUACUGAAAAUAGAUUAAUGUACUGAAUACAGUCAGAUACAUUUAUUUGAAUGUUUAUUGUGCAUAUGCUGUUUUGUUCAAUAAUUAUAGGUCAGGUCUAAUUACAACAACCAAAAGAGAUUGCCAAACUCUUCUGCUGUGUUGU